AUGGAUGAAGUCAUCAUUGGAUUAGACUUUUUAUUUGAUCAAGGUAUGGAGAUCGACAUGAAUAAAAGGAUCAUGAAGAACAACAACAUGGAAGUGCCCUUUGGGUUUGGAUAUGAUGGCCCGUACAGCAGCAAGCGAGUGAUCCUAGAGGAAAGCGAGCAGAUUCCACCGAGUUCAGAAGCAGUUGUUUGGGCGAAGAUUGAUGGAGAUUGUGGGACAAAAAAGUUGCGGGUUGUUGAACCAACAGAGAAUUCUACACCGGACGUACUUAUUGGUAAAACCUUGGCUAAGACGCAAAAAGAUGGACGCAUCCCAGUUCGAGUACUUAAUGAAUUCAAAUUACCAAUUAAGCUCCGAAGAGGGACUGUACUGGGGCAAUGUCGAGAGGUAGAACCAAUCUUCAACUGCGAAAAAUUACCUGAAAGCGAUUCCAUUGGCGAGAAUGACAUUGGGGAAGACAUAAAUGCUUGGACGGAAGGGUUGGAAGAAAAAUACUCCAACAUAUUCGACAAGGAUGGCAACAAACCAGGCAGGACUAACGUUGUAAAACAUCGCAUUGAUACUGGCGAUGCAAGGCCAAUCCGUCAAGCUCCUCGGAGUGUUCCACUUUCCAAACGUGAAACUGUUAGCCAAAUAAUAAAAGAAAGCGAGAUUGGUGUGAUUGGACCAUCAGCGAGUCCAUGGAGAUCGCCGGUAGUACUUGUGGAGAAGAAAUCGGAAACUAAAUGA
Messenger RNA from Rhagoletis zephyria (snowberry fruit fly), 729 nucleotides. RefSeq lists its product as uncharacterized. Lineage: Eukaryota; Metazoa; Arthropoda; Insecta; Diptera; Tephritidae. The record is from RefSeq and is a predicted model, not a curated record.